GCGGAGCUCUCCCCGGAUGGAAGCUCCGGUCGCGGAGUGAUGGUGGCGGCAGCGAAGAUGGGCCGGGCAGGGACCAUGGCGGUGGCGGUAGAGGUGGCAAGGGCGGGGCGGCUGGCGGUAGAGGAGGCUGUGGUCUUCAGGGGGCUGUAGGUGGAGGCAUGGCUCGGGCCAGCAGCGGGAACGGCAGCGAGGAGGCCUGGGGGGCACUUCGGGCGCCGCAACAGCAGAGUCCGGCAGCGUCUUCUCUUGAGGGAGCAAUUUGGAGAAGAGCUGGAACCCAGACUCGCGCCCUGGAUGCCAUCCUUUAUCAUCCACAGCAAUCCCAUCUGACUGAUUCUUGGUGUUCCAAAUCCUCUUCCACGUUGACAGCCCUUCAGAUAUUCGAACACUUCUUUCAGCGUACCCCACCUCCCCAUCUCUCCAACCUGAACUUGGUUCACAGGCUUCGAGAACUGUGCCCAGGAGUGAAUAACCAGCCCUACCUCUGUGAGAGUGGUCACUGCUGUGGGGAGACUGGCUGCUGCACCUACUACUAUGAGCUCUGGUGGUUCUGGCUGCUCUGGACUGUCCUCAUCCUCUUUAGCUGCUGUUGUGCUUUCCGCCACCGACGAGCUAAACUCCGGUUGCAACAGCAGCAGCGGCAGCGUGAAAUCAACUUGUUGGCCUACCAUGGGGCAUGCCACGGGGCUGGCCCUGCCCCUACUGGUUCACUGCUUGACCUUCGCCUCCUCAGCGCCUUCAAACCCCCAGCCUACGAGGAUGUGGUUCACCGGCCAGGCACGCCGCCACCUCCUUACACUGUGGCUCCGGGCCACCCCUCGAUUGCUCCCAGUGAAUGCACCUGCUGCUCCUCCACAUCCAGCUGCUGUGCCCACUUCGAGGGAACAAAUGUGGAAGGUGUUACCUCCCACCAGAGUGCCCCCUCUCAUCAGGAGGGUGAUCCUGGGGCAGGGAUGAGCCCUGCCCCCACACCCUUCUCUGGUCGCUAUCGCCGCCUGACUGGUGACUCGGGCAUUGAGCUCUGCCCUUGUCCUGACUCCAGUGAGGGUGAUCCAGUCAAGGAGGUGAGGGCUAGUGCCAUCCCACCACGUCUGGAGGACCACUCCCCUUUCGCACUGCCCCCAGAUCCUGCACUCCAGGUCUCUCCCACGGGGCCGGCUUCCACUGCAGAGGACAUCCCAUAAGUAGUUUUGGGAGGGUGAGUGGGUUAUUUACCCACCAGAAACAGCCCUGGUCCCAACUCAUGUUCUCUUUGGCCCCUCCCUGCCCUCCUAGAAUCUGCCUGAAAGGGCUAGAGCCCUAAGGAGAGGGGCAGCAUUUGGGGGACUGUACUAGCUCUAGCCCCCAAGACAUACACAGGAGCCUUUGAUCUCAUUAAAGAGAUGUGAACCAGCUG
Cynocephalus volans (Philippine flying lemur) is the source of this 1396-nucleotide messenger RNA. It is a transcript of the gene WBP1, whose product is annotated as WW domain binding protein 1. Bases 159 to 1184 code for a protein of 341 amino acids. The transcript has 6 exons. Lineage: Eukaryota; Metazoa; Chordata; Mammalia; Dermoptera; Cynocephalidae. Gene Ontology annotation, molecular function: WW domain binding. The record is from RefSeq and is a predicted model, not a curated record.